AGCCGAACGGUUAACACUUCCAAUUCAGUUUGGAGUGGGUUUAAAUAUUUUUUUAAAAAUAAAAGUGUGGUGAAUAAAAAAUAAGAUAAAUCACUUUUUGGGAUAACAGGUUUCUUUAAAUAAAGAAGAUGAAAUCCUUCAUAAUAUUGGUGGUUUGUUUCUUCGCAUGGAGUUCCGCUGCCGAAUCAAAGCCUGGUCGUUUCUUAUCGUUGCCAGUACCACAAAAAUGCGCAAAUCGUCCCAAGCAAUUCAAUUAUCGCGGCCAUAACUACUUCUUCACCGGGCACGUGCCCGAACUGGCCAACAAACGUUACGAUUGGCUCGAUGCUCGCAACCUUUGUCGCGAAUACUGCAUGGAUGCCACUUCCAUCGAGACGCAAGAAGAAAACAACUUGAUCUACCGUCUCAUCCAACAACACGAUAUCCCCUACAUCUGGACCAGUGGGCGCUUGUGUGACUUUGCCGGAUGCGAAAAUCGCACAGACUUGAUCCCUAAAAAUAUCUUUGGAUGGUUCUGGUCCGCCAAUCGCGAAAAGAUCCAAGCCACCAACCAAAUUCCCAACGGAUGGGGCUACAAUCCAUGGUCGAAGACGGGACACAAGAAAAAGCCGCAACCCGAUAACGCGGAAUUCGACAUCAAUCAGACCGCCGAAGCGUGUUUGUCUGUCUUGAACAACGUCUAUGGUGAUGGCAUUGCAUGGCACGAUGUCGCUUGUUAUCAUGAAAAACCCACCAUUUGUGAAGAUUCUGAAGAACUUCUUAACUACGUUGCUGCUACCAACCCAGGAAUUCGUUUGUAAAGAAAGUUAUUUCAUUUUAAAACUUAACCCCACAAGAAAAUAAUGCUGCACUUGUAAAAUUUUACUUCCCCCUUGUGUUAAAUGUUGAUGAGAAGUAAAUCUUUUCCUCUGCCACACUGACUGUCUCCUGCCUUCUAAAUGAACAUUUUUUGUAAGAAAUUUCGUAGACUUUACUAAAAUUAAAACAAAAAAAACGAAUAUUUUUAAGUGUAAUCUGUAAGAUUUAUUUAAUAAUUAAUAAUGAAAAAUAAAAUAUAUUAUUAGA
Messenger RNA from Culicoides brevitarsis, 1065 nucleotides. RefSeq lists its product as uncharacterized. The transcript has 5 exons. The coding region runs from base 129 to 800 and encodes 223 amino acids. Lineage: Eukaryota; Metazoa; Arthropoda; Insecta; Diptera; Ceratopogonidae. The record is from RefSeq and is a predicted model, not a curated record.